CACGCACACACACACACACACACACAGUUACAACAAACCAAUAAUUCUAACACUUUUAGUCAAGGUACAAAAGCCCAAGUCAAGGAAACACUGAUCACCAUGAUGGUGACUUUUAUUAGCUGGGAACGUUCUUAAAACAUUAACAUUAUUUAAAACGUUUUCGAAAACAUGAAAAACCUCCAAGGAACGUUCUAAUAACAAACUUCUGUUAGCUGGGAAUGUGUUUGGUGUUCAAAAAGACCAGACCUUGUUUCUCGUUCGCUUUAUGUGACCAUACUUUAUUGUUUUGUCGCUGGAAGCACAGACUCACAGCCCUGGCUGCGUUUUCUGCUCAAAAGGGGGCAGAGACUAGCAGCUCACUUGCACUCACAAGAGACACACACCAAAAGGGCACAUUUCUGUGCUGUUUUAUGAGCUGAAACUUCGCAAAACAUUAUGUGGACCCCUAUGAGUUAUAUUACAUUUAUGUAAAACUAGAAAAAACUCACCUCUUUCAGGAAAAUCUAGAUUCAAGAGCUCAAUUAAAUCAAACAUUGAUCACAGUAAUGGUGGCUUGUUGAAAUUUCAACACAUUUUUCAUUAUGGGUGUAAAAGUGACAUUGGUUGAAUGCAAUUAACAUCGACAGAUCAACAGUUUUGCACGGAUGUUGAAAGUUGUUUUAUUACUUCAUGGCAUAACAUUUUUGUUAGACAUCUUGAUUCGGUGCUCAACAUUUAUUUUGUGUUGCCUGAACAAACUGUCAGAUAUGUUGCUGAAAUAACAGAGCAUAUAAAAGUCCAAUCAUCAGAUGAGGAUGUCGAUGAUUCCAGCCAGUUCGUAAAGUUCUUCCCUAGCUUCAUCUGGGCUGUGAGAGACUUUACUCUUGAGCUUAAGAUCGAUGGCAAAGAUGUAACAGAAAAUGAGUACCUGGAGUUUGCUCUGAAGCUGAAACAUGGCACUUCAAAAAAAGUGAUGGAGUACAACCUGCCCAGGGAGUGCAUCCAAAAAUUCUUCCCUUCCAGGACUUGCUUCACUUUCCCAUUUCCAACUGCUCCAGAGUAUGUGUCUCGUCUGGAAAGCUUGGCUCCCGCUGACCUUGAUCCUAAAUUCAUGGAGGUCACAGAUUGUUUCUGCAGGUUGGUCUUUCAGGACAGCCAAGUGAAGACGCUGAAAGAUGGAUACACUGUCACUGGCAGGGUUUUUGGUAAUCUGGCAAAAACAUAUGUGGACACCAUCUCUAGUGGAGCUGUGCCGUGUCUGGAGAACGCUGUGAUUGCCAUGGCAACGAUUGAGAAUGAGGCUGCAGUGAAGGAGGGGCUUGAGCUGUACAAGAGUGGAAUGGAGAAGUUGAAGAUGUCCUUCCCUCUGGAACUGAAGAAUGUGUNAGAGGCAAGAUGA
Messenger RNA from Triplophysa rosa, 1378 nucleotides. RefSeq names its product guanylate-binding protein 6-like. The record is from RefSeq and is a predicted model, not a curated record. The coding region runs from base 608 to 1378 and encodes 256 amino acids. The transcript has 3 exons. Gene Ontology annotation, molecular function: GTPase activity; GTP binding. Lineage: Eukaryota; Metazoa; Chordata; Actinopteri; Cypriniformes; Nemacheilidae.